AUGUUGGAAUCGGAGAAGUACAAGAGAAUGCAGAACAUGAAAUGUUAUGCGUAUAUCAUUGCUGGGGUUGUCUUCCAAACUAUCAUAAUCCUUGUUUUCGCGUUAACGGUUAUGCGUAUCAAGACCCCUAGCGCUAGGCUAAGAUCCGUGACGGUCCAGAGUCUCAACUAUAAUGCUUCAGGAGUCCCUCACUUCAACAUGAGAUUGAUCAUGGAAAUUGCAGUGAAGAACAAGAAUUUUGGUCACUUCAGGUUUGAUAAUACUACUGCUAACGUUACCUUUGGAAGCGUUAUGGUGGGUGAUGGCGAAAUCGUAAAGAGCCGUGCCCGUGCUAGGAAGACUAAAAGGAUGAAUGUAACAGUGGAUGUAAGCUCAAGUGCGGUUUCAGAUGAAGAUGAGCUUAGAACCAAGUUGAGCAGUGGGACUUUGACGUUGACUGGAGUUGCGAGGUUGAGAGGGAAGGUGACAUUGAUGAAGCUGAUGAAGAAACGGAAGACUGCAGAGAUGAACUGCACUAUGACUGUGAAUUUGAAUAGCCAUGCUGUUCAGGAUUUGGAUUGCGAGUGA
This is a messenger RNA of Theobroma cacao (cacao), 567 nucleotides long. RefSeq names its product late embryogenesis abundant protein At1g64065-like. The record is from RefSeq and is a predicted model, not a curated record. NCBI's taxonomy places the organism in Eukaryota, Viridiplantae, Streptophyta, Magnoliopsida, Malvales, Malvaceae.